UAAGAAAAGCCCUCCUGGGCAUUUCCUAGCUCCCCGCUCCCCUCCAUCCAUCAGAAAACAACUGGACACCCCGAGUAAAGCUGGACUAAGAAGAUGGGGUCAAGGAAGCCCACUUGCCUGCCGGAGACCGUGUGGGAAGAUAAACGCAAGUACGACGAAGCGGAGCGGCGGUACUACGAACGGGAGGCCGCGCAGGCGGCCCCUGAGGCCUCGCCUCCCCCCGAGGCGCUGAACGGCCUCAGCCAGGAGGAGUCCGGGGACAGCGGUGGGCAGGACCCCCGGAUGCAGAAGAAGAGGAAGCGCUCACCCAGGCACAAGACCCCCGGCCUGGAUCUUGCCCUGGUGGGCCUGUCGGCGGACCACGUCUGGUUUGACAAGCCGCUCUUCGACCGGGCCGAGCGCACUUUCCGAGCGAUGCUGGCCGACGGGCCGGCGGGCGAGGGGCCCGAGGCGGAGGCCGCCGAGCCGCCCCCGGCGGGUACCCCCUGCGACCACGGGAACCGGACGGCCUGCCACCACGUGGUCCGCGGCAUCUGGGUCAAUAAGUUUUACUUCGACCGGGCCGAGAGGGCGUUCGUGGAGCGCACCCAGGUGUCCGCCCCUCCUCGGCCUCUGGACCUCCCCGCUCUGCCCCGGCCGGAGGCCCACCAGGCCAGCGGGUGGGGGACCCCGGAUGAAGGGUAUAUAACGGCCGUGCCCACCCCGGCCGCGGCGGGGCUGCCCCCGGCCGGGGAGGAGGGCCCAACGGGAAGCCCCCCCUUCGCCCUCGGUUGGCCUGGCCCCUCCAGCCCGCCGGCCAACGGCAAACCCCAGCCGGCCGGCCUCCGGGCCCCGACGGCGGAGCCCCGGUUCGCCAGCGCCGAGCGCUGCUUCUACCAGGCCGCGUUCGACGGCCACCCGCCGGGGAAGGUGAGACUGCAGGAGCGGGAGGGCUGGCAAGACGCAGCCCGCCGGGGACGGAAGGACAGGCGGAACCGCAACCCCCCCGGCAAGAGGCCCAAGCGGGCCGAGCCCUGCGGUCCCAAGGAGGCCGACUCCCCUCCGCCCACCUGCUACUUCCCGCGUGAGGACAGCGAGCCGCGCUGGCCCGGCAAGCCGCCCCUCGGCGGCCCCGGCGCCCGCCACCGAGCCGCCAGAACCCUCCGGACGGCUCGCCCGGCCCUCGCCCGGAAAGCCCCGCCGGCCGCCUCGGCACCCGGCCCUCUCCUCGACACCCGAGACCCCCACUCCGUUUCUGCAAUCAGACCAAAAAAAAUGGCAACCAGCUUCCUGAUGCAAGAGAAAAUCUGGUUUGACAAAUUCAAAUAUGACGAAGCCGAGCGCAAGUUCUACGAGCAGAUGAACGGGCCCGUCAACAGCUCUUCCUGCCCCCAGGAGAACGGAGCCAGCACGAUCCUCCGCGACAUUGCCAGAGCCAGAGAGAAUAUCCAGAAAUCCCUGGCCGGACUCAAGACGGUUCUGCAGAGCCCCCCUGAGACCCCGAGCCAGGCAGACGCGGGUGCUAGCGCGCCAGCAGGCUCCUCCACGGGCCCCAGCGGGGACCACAACGAACUGGCGAGCAGGGUCGCCAGCCUGGAGGUGGAGAACCAGAGCCUUCGCGGUGUUAUUCAGGACCUGCAGCUGGCGAUGUCCAAGCUGGAAGCAAGGCUGAGCACCCUGGAGAAAUGCUCUCCCUCCCACCGUUCCCCAGCCCCGCAGACCCAGCACGUGUCUCCCAUGCGGAAAGUGGAGCCAUCAGCCCCAGCCCCCGCCCCUAAGGCAGCCACCCCGGCGGAGGACGACGAGGACGAUGAGAUCGACUUGUUCGGCAGCGACGACGAGGAGGAGGACAAAGAAGCGGCCCGGCUGCGGGAGGAGAGGCUGCGGCAGUAUGCCGAGAAGAAGUCCAAGAAGCCCGGCCUCAUCGCCAAGUCCUCCAUCCUCCUGGAUGUGAAGCCGUGGGACGACGAGACGGAUAUGGCCAAGAUGGAGGAGUGCGUUCGGUCCAUCCAGCUGGACGGCCUGGUGUGGGGGGGCUCGAAGCUGGUUCCCGUGGGCUACGGCAUCAAGAAGUUGCAGAUCCAGUGUGUGGUGGAGGACGACAAGGUGGGCACAGACAUCCUGGAGGAGGAGAUCACCAAGUUCGAAGACUACGUUCAAAGUGUCGACAUUGCCGCUUUCAACAAGAUCUAAGCGCUCCCGAAACUUGUGUGAAACUAACGAAUAAAGAGCCCAGCUUGGAGCAUA
Tachyglossus aculeatus (Australian echidna) is the source of this 2226-nucleotide messenger RNA. It is a transcript of the gene EEF1D, whose product is annotated as eukaryotic translation elongation factor 1 delta. The record is from RefSeq and is a predicted model, not a curated record. The transcript has 10 exons. Gene Ontology annotation, cellular component: eukaryotic translation elongation factor 1 complex; cytosol. NCBI's taxonomy places the organism in Eukaryota, Metazoa, Chordata, Mammalia, Monotremata, Tachyglossidae. The coding region runs from base 94 to 2172 and encodes 692 amino acids. Gene Ontology annotation, molecular function: guanyl-nucleotide exchange factor activity; translation elongation factor activity. Gene Ontology annotation, biological process: translational elongation.